Messenger RNA from Astyanax mexicanus (Mexican tetra), 4098 nucleotides. RefSeq names its product cAMP responsive element modulator a (gene crema). Gene Ontology annotation, cellular component: ATF4-CREB1 transcription factor complex; nucleus. The record is from RefSeq and is a predicted model, not a curated record. The transcript has 8 exons. Bases 170 to 1111 code for a protein of 313 amino acids. Gene Ontology annotation, biological process: regulation of transcription by RNA polymerase II. NCBI's taxonomy places the organism in Eukaryota, Metazoa, Chordata, Actinopteri, Characiformes, Acestrorhamphidae. Gene Ontology annotation, molecular function: protein binding; DNA-binding transcription factor activity, RNA polymerase II-specific; RNA polymerase II cis-regulatory region sequence-specific DNA binding.
GUGUCUCGGGCUCCGCCCCCGCGCGCCGUGUUUUUCCUCCUCCCGCAUAUCCGACAUUGCUCAGCUCAUCACAGCUGACGUGGGAGCUACGUGUGCGCGAGCCGGGCCAUCCACUCCACCCGCAGCGCGUGACGAGCCGCUCUACGUAGUAAACUUUCGGCCAAUCACCAUGGAUACGGCGGUGGCAACGCAGGAAGGCAGCGCGACCGAAAAUGAGACGAGUCAGAUUCAGAGUGACUCUGAGUCGGUCACACAGGUGAGUGUAGGAGAGUCAGCAGGUGUGGAAGUAGUGACGUUACCUGGGGGCCAGACGAUACAUGUGCAGGGAGUCAUCCAGACUACACAACCCUCUGUCAUUCAGUCACCUCAGAUACAGACCAUACAGGUUGGUGCUACAGCUGAUGGAGAGGAAACAGACGUUUCAGAAACGCAAAAGAGGAGAGAGCUUCUGUCCAGACGACCGUCUUACAGGAAGAUCCUGAGCGAGUUGUCGUCUGACACUCCCGCUGUGCCAAAGAUCGAGGAAGAGGAGAAAGCUGAAGAAGACAUCCCUGCUUCUACCAGCAUUGCUACAGUGACCGUGCCAUCUUCUAUUUAUCAGACCAGCUCAGGACAAUACAUUGCCAUAACUCAGGGUGGAGCCAUUCAGAUCGGAGGUCCUGGAGCAGAGGGGCUGCAGGGGGUCCAGGCUCUGACUCUGCCCAGCCCUGCUGCACCUCAGCCUGGAGCCACCAUCCUGCAGUACGCCUCUCAGGCUGGAGACCCCACACAGCAGCUGCUGCUGUCUUCAGGACAAGUGCUGGUUCAGGCUGCCACAGGAGACAUGCCGACGUAUCAGAUACGCUCCCCAUCGUCAGGGUUACCGCAGGGUGUUGUCAUGGCAGCGUCGCCGGGGGCGAUCCACAGUCCACAGCAACAGGCAGAAGAGGCUACCCGCAAACGAGAAGUUCGCCUGAUGAAGAACCGGGAGGCAGCGCGAGAGUGCCGUCGGAAGAAGAAGGAGUACGUGAAGUGUUUGGAGAACCGGGUCGCUGUGCUGGAGAACCAGAACAAAACUCUAAUAGAGGAACUCAAAGCCCUCAAAGACAUUUACUGCCACAAGCCUGAGUAACACACACACACACACACACACUUAUACAUACACACACACUCCUACUUAUUUCACAUAGAUGCACAUACACACACAUGCAUAUACACACAUGCUAAAAGACUGCUGCAGUGCAUACACACACACAAACACGCACACACACACAGACACACAAUGUACACACACACAAUGCACUCGUGUGUGUGUGAGGUUUACAGACUCCUCCCCAGGGUUGAAAAUACCUACUCCUCCUUUGUUUUUCUGGUUUGAAUCACUUUGAUAUGUUUAACUUUGAAUAUUUUCCUUUCUGCCAUAAACACACACAUUCUCACAUACACACACACACACACACACACAUAAACACACUGCAUUAAAACAGAGAGCACCAUGUAUAUAUUAAAUCAGCCCUGGAAGCCAUCCCUCACCCCGUAUUGUUCUCAUAUUGUUCUAUUGUUUCUACCUUAUAUCCAAGUGUAAAACAGACAAACACACACUCACACACACACACACACACACUCACACACACAUCCAGAUGGAGGCUAUGCUGAACUGAAUGCUACAGUGGAUCUCAUGCUCUCAGUAAGACAUUCCUGUUUUCUUGGGGUGAAUGUAGCUUUCGGGGAAAAUCUGCUUUUGUUUGUUUAUGUUGCAAACACAGAAAAAUGAAUAUGAAUAUGAACAGAAAUGAUUAGAAAGUAAGAAUGGAGUAGACACUUAUUUUAAGUUAUAUAAACAUUGCUAAACGUGAAUGCACAUGUGUGGGGAAGGAUAUGUGUAUAUGCGCUGUAGGCCUGUCACGAAAACUACUUACAAACUUCAGUUUAUAUGAUAUAUUGUUCAAGACAUUAAUUAUAUUAUUGUCUUUUUAACUGUUUUGACUUUAUUUUGAACUUUUAAUUAAUAAUAGAGGGGGAGAUUUGUGCUUUUUGGCAACAUAUCUUUAAUGCUGUUUUUGUUAGGUUGUUUGUUUGAUUGUUUCAUGCUUAUAUAAACUGGGGAUGCAUUAAAUAUUAUCAAAAAUAUUUUUUUACAAAAAAAAUUAAUAAAAUGUUUGAUAAUUUCAUUUCAUCUUACGUCAAAUGUUUCAUUUUAAUUAUGAAUCAAAUAAAUAAUUUAAGCAAACAUACAAGCGAACAAAGUGGGAAAUAUCGAGGUCAGCAAAUAUAAUGAAAUUACUGAAGUCAUGUGCAUGUAUUGUACAAUAUAUCGAUACAGUAAUUAUCGUGACAGGCCUAUAACGUGCUGCUGAGCUCGAAGUUCUGUUUUGAAUAGUUGCUUGUGUUAUAGCUUAAGCAGUUAUAGUUAUAUAGUUGUAGCUUGUGUUAUAGAUUCUAAAGGUUUGCACUGUUGGGCAGCAGUUAGCUAAUUGCUACUUUUGCUACAAAGCCGAUCAGCUCUAUCGAUCUCUGCACUGUUUUAUCGAUAUCUGCGCUGUUCUGUGCAAUCAGAUCGAACUGAAUCAAAUGAAUCAAAUGAAUGUUCGUUCGUGUUCAGGAGGGCUGUGGAAAUUUGUCUGAUGUUAAAGAAAUUUACAAUUUAUUGUGUUUUUUUUGUGUGUUUUUAAAAUUUCCUCUGUAGUAUAUGAUCAUUAUAAAUUGCCAAACUGCUGUGUGUGUGUUUGUUUGAGCAUGUGUGAUUGGCUGUGUGUGUAUGUGGCUGUAUGUUUGCUGCCUUCUCUUACCUUCUUCAUGUAGCUACUGUAGCAUUGUAAGGCCUCUGAAGUGGUGCAUUAUUCUGGACUGGGCAUCAUGCCCACGUUAGGACGUGUGGAAAUAAGCAGUUCAUCUUGUUUAUGGGAAAAUCGGUCAAGUUAAAAAAAAAAGUGUGGACAGUUUUAGCCAGAAGCUGCCAGUCACGAUCAUUACCACCCACUGCAGAGUGCUGUCCACUGAGGGUGGUAAUAUUAGCUGGUACACAGGUGACACUGUGUAUCAAGUAAUGUUAAAUACUCAUGUUAGACUUACAGUAUUUAAUAUAGCAUUCAUUGUAAUAGGAUUUUGCAUCUCAAAAAAUUUUAUAUAAAUAAAAAGUUACUUUAUUUCAGUAAUUUAGUUAAAAAUGUGAAAUUCAUAUAUUAUAGAGAUGUAUUAAACACAAAGUGAUCUAUUUUAAGUGUUUAUUUAUUUUAUUGUUGAUGAUUAUGGCUUACAGCCAACCCAAAAAUUAGAGUAUUAUGUAAGAUUAGUUGUUACUUUUGGCUACAGUGUGGGCAGUGUGCGAAGUCCUGCUGGAAAAUGAAAUCCGCACCUCCGUAAAAGUUGUCAGCAGAGGGAAGCAUGAAGUGCUGUAAGAUUUGCUAACACUCUGACAUCACAUAAAAAAGGCCAAUUAAUAAAUAAAUAAAUUAAUUAAUUAUUUAUUUAAUUAAUUAAUUAUUAAAAUAGUCAUUAUCAAUAGUCAUUAUCACAUAAUCAUCAGCACCAGCUUAUAUAAUGUUUCUGAAUGUAUAGCCGGUUUAUUUGCUAAUUCUCUUGAUUUCUUUGAGGUUAUCAAGUCAGAAUGUUACUAAAUCCAUGCUAAUAGCAUGCUAACACUCUGACAUCACCUGAAAAUAAAAAUUUAAUCCACCUUAAAUCUUCCUGAGUUCCUGAGUCCAGAAUAAAGACACGACCUCAGAGGCCUGCUGUGACAUCAUUCUAAUUAUUAUUAUUAUUAUAAUAGUCAUUAUGACAUAAGCAUCAGCACCAGCCUAUCAUGUUCAGUCCCUGUUUGUGUUCUCUAUAGUUCUGCCUGAUGAUUGGUUCCCGCGGGCCUGUGUGAAUAUUUAAAUAUUGCUUUGUGUUGUUUUGCUUUACGUGGAAGUGGAAAAGUUAACGGAACAGAAACCAGCAUCUCCCUGUUUUAGUCUGUGACCGGAUUUUAUUUGUUUGUUUGUUUGUUUUAUUUUUUGUUUUGAUGUUUUUUUUUGAGUGGAGAGAAAUUGUUUAUAUUCCCUUUAUUGCUUUAACAUUGUAAAAAAAUACAAAAAAGCUCCUAUGUCUAUUUUUAAUAAAAAUAUUUUUCUGAAUGUA